Molecule: messenger RNA, 4006 nt
Organism: Physcomitrium patens
Lineage: Eukaryota; Viridiplantae; Streptophyta; Bryopsida; Funariales; Funariaceae
Product: transportin-1
Biological process (GO): protein import into nucleus
Molecular function (GO): small GTPase binding
Source: RefSeq, a predicted model, not a curated record
UGAGAGUGAAGAAGGGGAAGGGGACGAAGAAGAAGACUAGAAGAAGAAGAAGGACGAUGACGAUGGUCAUGGUCGCAUUGCGGAAGCCCUAGCCAGCCAGCAAUUUGUCUGUAUUCCGCUUCGAUUUCUCAUGCACCUGAAUCCGAACCAAGCAGAUUACCUUUCCUCAUUCUCAAACUAUUUUAUUAUUGAUUCUUCAGUGUAGUGCUGACUUUCUGCUCAGUCGAUCGGCCCUGAGGGCAGGGGAUGGUAGUGGAGACAGCGUGGGGAGGUUUUCUGCGGAGUAAUCAGAGCGUUGCGUGACGUAGGGGGAGCACUACGGUGAAGAGGAACAGAAGGAGACGCAUUCGGCGGAUUGCAAUUGGCAGUGGGAUCCUCCUUGGUGGUUUUUGGAUUAGGUUUUGAUGUCCCUAGGGGACAGGGACUCCAGGAGCAUGGCGACGGCCUUAUGGCAGCCGCAGGAGGAAGGCUUGAAAGAGAUUUGUGGAUUGCUGGAGCAGUAUCGAUUGCCUACUGUGGACCAAUCGCGCAUCUGGCAGCAGCACCAGUCCUGCAGCCAGCUGCCGGACUUCAACAAUUAUCUCGCUUUCAUCCUGUGCCGUGCUGAGGGAGAUGCAGUCAAUAUUCGACAAGCAGCAGGGUUGCUGCUGAAGAAUAAUUUGAAAAGCAAUUAUCAGUUGAUUCAACCUCCUCAUCUGCAGUAUAUUAAAGCGGAAGUGCUCCCCUGUCUCGGAUCUCCAGAUUUUGGUGUACGAACAACUGUCGGCACUAUAGUGAGUGUUGUGGUGCAGCAUGAAGGUUUUCAGGGUUGGCCAGAAGUUUUUCAGGCUCUAGUUCAAUGUCUAGACAGCAAUGACUACAAUCAUAUUGAGGGUGCGCUUGGUGCUCUUUUCAAGAUUUCUGAGGAUUUUCCCGAAAUUCUUGAUUCGGAGGUUUCAGGAUUUGCAGACCGCCCUAUUGCCAUUUUCAUUCCUAGAUUGCUUCAGUUUUUCUCUUCAGAACAUACGGUGUUGCGGAGGUUGGCCUUGGGCACUGUUAACCAAUUUAUCGUCCUUUUGCCCUCUGCACUUUUUAUUAACAUGCAGACUUAUUUGCAAGGCUUGUUUUCAUUAGCUAGUGAUAGGUCUCCAGAUGUUCGCAAAUUGGUUUGUGCUGCUUUGGUACAAUUGUUAGAAGUGCAGCCUAAUGCUCUGCAGCCUCACAUGAGGAAUGUGAUUGAGUACAUGCUUCAAGCUAAUAAAGAUCCUGAUAGGGAUGUUGCUUUGGAGGCUUGUGAGUUCUGGUCUGCAUUUUGUGAAGCAAAGCUACCACCUGAUAUUCUGCGAGACUUUUUACCGCGUCUUAUUGAUAUUUUGUUGGACAACAUGGCCUAUGCAGAAGAUGACGAAGCUUUGCAAGAUGGGGAUGAAGAUGAGAAUGCACCUGAUAGAGAGCAGGAUAUUAAACCGAGGUUUCAUCAAUCGCGGACGAUUGGGGGUGGUGAUGGUGCUGAAGGAGAGGAGGACGAUGACGACGAGGAUAUUAUAAAUUCCUGGAAUUUACGGAAGUGUAGUGCUGCUGGACUUGAUAUAUUGUCUACCAUAUUUGGAGACGAAAUUCUCCCAGUUCUCAUGCCUCUUGUUCAGGUGAGAUUGUCCGCAACAAAAGAUUCGGCAUGGGAAGAAAAGGAGGCUGCAAUUUUAGCUCUAGGUGCUGUUGCAGAGGGUUGCAUUUCAGGCCUGUCACCUCAUCUAGCACAGAUUGUAGUAUAUCUUACAUCAUUCAUGGAAGAUGUACGACCCCUUGUGCGAAGUAUAUCAUGUUGGACUCUUUCUCGCUACAGCGAAUGGAUUGUUAAGGUUGCACAGACUGCAGAGGGCCAGGUACAAUUCGAUGCAAUUCUUACAGGGUUGCUGCGGCGAAUCCUGGAUCCUAACAAACGUGUCCAGGAGGCUGCAUGCUCUGCAUUUGCUACCCUUGGAGAGGAAGUCGCUGAAGAUUUAGCUCCUCGGCUGGAACCCAUACUGCAGCAUCUCAUGUAUGCCUUUGGAACUUAUCAGAGACGGAAUUUGCGUAUCCUAUAUGAUGCCAUUGGCACACUAGCCGAUGCUGUAGGCAGUGAGCUCAACAACCCUAAAUACCUUGAAAUCUUGAUGCCACCAUUGAUCUCCAAAUGGCAACAGGUGCAAGACUAUGACAAGGAUUUAUUUCCGCUACUUGAGUGCUUUACUUCAAUAGCUCAGGCACUUGGUCCUGGUUUCUCUCAUUAUGCUGAACCCGUGUUUAUGAGGUGUAUCAAUCUCAUUCGUACACAUGGAGUUGCCAAGGCUGAUCCUUUGAGGGCAGGCGUAAAUUACGACAAAGAAUUCAUAGUUUGCUCCUUAGAUUUGCUAUCCGGUCUCGCUGAAGGCCUUGGCAGCUCCAUUGAGAGCUUGGUAUCAAGAAGUGAUCUUCGGGACCUUCUACUACAAUGCUGUGCUGAUGAAGCCCCCGAUGUACGUCAGAGUGCUCUGGCCCUCUUGGGUGAUCUCGUCAAGGCUUGCGCUGUACAUCUGCAACCUCGACUUGCAGAAUUUCUCAACUUAGCUGCCAAUCAGCUGGGACAUUGUGUAAAGGAAAAUGUUUCAGUUGCAAAUAAUGCAUGCUGGGCUAUUGGUGAAGUGGCCAUCAAGGUCAGGAAAGAGAUUGCACCUAUUGUGUUGAAUGUCGUCUCUUCGCUGGUGCCCAUCCUUUCCAACGCUGAGGGUCUAAACAAGUCUCUCUUGGAGAACAGUGCAAUUACCUUAGGAAGAUUGGGAUGGGUUUGUCCUGAACUUGUUGCUCCUCACAUGGAGCAUUUCAUGCAACCCUGGUGCCGCGCUCUGUGCACGAUACGAGAUGAUUUUGAGAAGGAAGAUGCUUUUCGAGGAUUGUGUGCUAUGGUUCGACUGAAUCCGGGUGGUGCUGUGAACUCAUUUGUAUCAAUGUGUGACGCUAUCGGUAGUUGGCAUGAGAUCCGGAGCACAGAGCUAUCUUCAGAAAUCGCACAAGUUUUACAUGGGUACAAACAGAUGCUAUCUCAAUCCAGCUCAUGGGAACAAUAUUUUGGAGCCUUGGAUGGCACACUGCGUGAAAAGUUGGUGAAAACGUAUGCUCUUUGAGAAUGGCAUUCAGUUUAUUGGGUCUCCUAUUCAUUCGGAGGCAUAGAUUGCGCAAAUCCUGCGCCACAUGUCCCACUUACGGUUAUCGCACACUUGGAUGCUCGUGGUUCAUUCAAGUGCGGUUGUCCCGUCAAGAAUUCGUUAAUAGUGAGGGAGUAGAGAUCUGCCCUAGUUUACAAGCACUCGAUUCGAUGUGGUUUGCAAUUUUACUUAAGCUGACCCUCAUUCUCUAGUGCUCGUUGCUUAGUGGUAUGUCUUAAAGGAUCUUACAUAGCCACCCCUUCGACAGUGAUUUCAGGACCUCUACUUCAGAUUAAUAUUUGGGCUCCGUGGGCACACUACCAGAACUUCGUAUCUGAUGCACUGUUACUAAGUAAAGUGCUAACCAGAUCCUGUUGGUGCUGAUAUUGUAGCUUUAACUUUGGAGCUAUAGCAAUUCCGAGACCUUUUGCUUGCUAGUCAUUAUCCUUGACGGGGUGUUAGGGUUUUUGUAACAAGUAGGUGACAUGCCACCUCAAGCAGUUUAAGUGUAAGUGAGGAGAAGAACAAGAGGAGGCUUUAGUGUCGUUGCGGCUGGCUUCGGCCGCAUAAGUUUAUUCGAUGGAAGUAUUUUGAGUUGUAUUGUUCUAGUCUGACAAUUUGAUGUAGCAGUUAUAGAUGUGGGGUGCUAUCCUGUUCGUGAACAUUGUACCAUUUGCAGAUGGUUUUAGUUAUAUUUGACCACUGCUCAUGUAGAAGGUUGAGGAGGAGCCCUUCCAAGUUUUAGCUAUGUGAUGUGCUAUAGCUCUAGCUGAUGUGAAGAGUUCCGUCCUGAGGUUGACAUUUUGUUGAACAUGUCCAGUUUAUCAUUCUGUCAAUGUGCGCUUUUGCUCCAUUGGUUAUUCUAA